Molecule: messenger RNA, 1283 nt
Organism: Chanos chanos (milkfish)
Lineage: Eukaryota; Metazoa; Chordata; Actinopteri; Gonorynchiformes; Chanidae
Gene: slc35e1
Product: solute carrier family 35 member E1
Exons: 6
Coding region: 1-1140 (379 amino acids)
Source: RefSeq, a predicted model, not a curated record
AUGGCUGCGGUGGAGCGUCCCCCAGUAAAGGAAGGAGUUCGGAUCGCACUUCUCUGUCUGUGCUGGUAUACCGUCAGUUCGGGUGGAAAUGUCGUCAACAAAAUCAUCUUAAAUGGAUUUCCAUACCCCGUUACUGUGUCGCUCUUCCAUAUUUUUUCAAUCAUCGUCUUUCUUCCACCGUUGUUGCGUGCGUGGGGUGUCCCUAAAUCCGAACUACCUAGUAAAUAUUACCGCUGGUAUAUCCUUCCUUUAGCCUUUGGAAAAUACUUCGCGUCAGUAUCAGCGCACUUCUCAAUAUGGAAAGUCCCCGUGUCAUACGCACAUACCGUAAAAGCGACGAUGCCGAUAUGGGUCGUUCUGCUGUCCCGCAUCAUCAUGAAAGAGAGACAAACAACAAAGGUUUAUGUCUCUCUCAUACCUAUCAUAGGAGGAGUUCUGUUGGCCACAGUCACUGAACUGUCCUUUGACCUUUCCGGACUGAUAAGCGCCCUGGCAGCUACUCUCUGCUUCUCCUUACAAAAUAUUUUCUCCAAAAAGGUGUUACGAGACACGAGGAUACAUCACCUGCAGCUCCUCAACGUUCUCGGUUUCAAUGCCGUUUUGUUCAUGCUGCCAACGUGGAUUCUGGUGGACCUCUCCUCGUUUCUGGUGGAUGCAGAUUUGGCAGAAAUGUCAAACUGGUCCGGGACCCUGUUUUUGCUCAUCAUCAGCGGCUUCUGUAACUUUGCGCAGAAUAUGAUUGCGUUCAGCGUCUUGAAUCUGGUCAGCCCGCUCAGUUACGCCGUGGCCAACGCUACCAAGAGGAUCAUGGUCAUCAGCAUCUCUCUCUUCAUGUUGAGAAACCCAGUUACCCUGUCCAACUUGUUAGGCAUGCUUACAGCCAUCGUAGGCGUCUUCCUCUACAACAAGGCAAAAUAUGAUGCCAACCAGGAAGCCAAGAAGAAACUGCUUCCAGUGUCCUCACAAGACACCGUGUCGUUCAGCCAGCUGGGACACGAGAAGGCCCUUUCCAACGGCUCGGCGCCGUUCACGCAGAGUUCAGACUUUCAGUACAGCCGCAGCAACGUUCUAACCGACCACUUUCAGUACAGCAGACAGGCUUACACGAUGAACUAUAACUCCAAUCAGUACGUGGUCUAAAACUGGACACCACCAGCCCCUCCCCCCUCCGCCAGUUACUUAUGAAUGGAAUCUGUGUCUGUCUCGUCUGGCAUUUUCCCAUCUCGGCAAACAGAGUAUGAGGACACAUUUUAUGAGGGACUGUGAAAGAGCUGAAGAUAUGU